CCCCCUGGAUCAGUUCCCCUCUCCUUCCCCACCGCAGACACGUGCUUCUUCCGCGCUUCCAGGCGUCCUGACCGGAAGGUCUCGGCAGGUCCCGGCAAGUUCGGGGUCCCCGCGAGUUCGGGUGCUCGCUAGUCCGGGUCUCCGCGAGUCCCGGGUCCCGGACGGGAGCGGAGAACCAGAGGGGGGCUUCUUGCGGGAAGAUGAGGAAGCCCGACGGGAAGAUCGUGCUUUUGGGGGACAUGAACGUGGGAAAGACGUCGCUGCUUCAGAGGUACAUGGAGCGGCGCUUCUCGGACACGGUCAGCACUGUGGGUGGCGCCUUCUACCUGAAGCAGUGGCGCUCCUACAACAUCUCCAUUUGGGACACCGCAGGGCGGGAGCAGUUCCACGGCCUGGGCUCCAUGUACUGCCGGGGGGCGACCGCCAUCAUCCUUACCUAUGACGUGAACCUCCCUCAGAGCCUGGUGGAGCUGGAAGACAGGUUCCUUGGCCUGACGGACACGGCCAGCACUGACUGCCUUUUUGCCAUUGUGGGAAACAAGGUGGACCUCAGAGAGAAGGGGGCUGUGGAGAGCCAGGAGAAGGAAGGGUGCAGCCCUGUGCUGCCGGGAGGUGGCAGUGCAUCACCCAAGGUGCCCAAGCAGGUGCAGCCGGAGGACGCAGUGGCACUUUAUAAAAAGAUCUUGAAGUAUAAGAUGCUGGAUGAGAAGGACAUGCCGGCCGCUGAGCAGAUGUGCUUCGAGACCAGUGCUAAAUCCGGGCAUAACGUGGACCUGCUGUUUGAAACCUUGUUCGACAUGGUGGUGCCCAUGAUCUUGAGGCAGAGGGCCCAGGGGCCGCCACAGACUGUGGAUAUCUCCAAUUAUAAGCCGCCCAAACGGACCAAAUCUGGAUGCUGUGCCUGACUGGCAGAGGCCCCUCCGACCACCCACUUUACAUGAUUGGCAAGGUGUGUGACCAAACAAGCUGUGGUCAGAAGGAGCAUAGAAAGUCAAGGAGUGCCUUUGUAGAACUGCACGUGGAGGAGAAGAUUCAAGUGCAAAUGACAGCUAGUCAUUAAGAGAAGGUCGGUGUGGAUCGUCGCCUCUGUGGGGAGCAAACAAAUCAUCUACAGAAACCACUCGGUGAAGCCAGGGUUUCUGGAGGCCGUUGCCCCUUGCUGCUCCUUUCCUGACAACCCAGCCUCGGACAGAAGGUUGCCUGGGCGUAUGAGGUGUGUGCACCUCUCUGCACCUGUAUGACUUUCAUGUUUGCUCUUCUCAGACGUUUCUCUUCACUGUGAUUUAUCUUUGGUCCUAUCAUUUGGUACUUGCAUAUUGAUGCAUCAUAAUGAUUCUCGACGUGUUAAUUUAUACAAAAUCAGGAAUCGCUGUUUUUAUAUUGGUUGUAGCAGUGUGAACGAUGCAUGUUAUUAAAAAGAAUUUUGAGAACUUA
Messenger RNA from Pteropus alecto (black flying fox), 1434 nucleotides. It is a transcript of the gene RAB20, whose product is annotated as RAB20, member RAS oncogene family. The transcript has 2 exons. NCBI's taxonomy places the organism in Eukaryota, Metazoa, Chordata, Mammalia, Chiroptera, Pteropodidae. Gene Ontology annotation, cellular component: endomembrane system. Bases 201 to 905 code for a protein of 234 amino acids. Gene Ontology annotation, molecular function: GTPase activity; GTP binding. The record is from RefSeq and is a predicted model, not a curated record. Gene Ontology annotation, biological process: intracellular protein transport.